Messenger RNA from Saccostrea cuccullata (small rock oyster), 2164 nucleotides. RefSeq names its product solute carrier family 49 member A3-like. Gene Ontology annotation, molecular function: transmembrane transporter activity. Gene Ontology annotation, cellular component: membrane. The record is from RefSeq and is a predicted model, not a curated record. The coding region runs from base 215 to 1744 and encodes 509 amino acids. The transcript has 11 exons. Gene Ontology annotation, biological process: transmembrane transport. NCBI's taxonomy places the organism in Eukaryota, Metazoa, Mollusca, Bivalvia, Ostreida, Ostreidae.
AAUCUACAAGCCUAUUUUCUCUCAGUUACCAAAUGUUGGGUGCUGGAGGUUACCACAGUAUUAUAAAGUGCAAUUUGUUGUAAUGGAUCUAAUGUAUAAUAAUAUGAUUCUGAAAACCGUUUCAUGGAUCGAAUAUGCUCGGAUUUUAAACUUGAGUCAUUUAUGAAGAAGAAUUUUUUAUUACGUCGAACUCGAAGUGCAAUAAAUACAAAUUAUGGAGAUGCAGUCACAUGAUCGAAAAAUGGCGCCCUCCGGUGGUUCGAAGGAACAUCCCGUAAAAUCGGAAAGUAAACAGUCGAUUGUCUCCAAACCAGACGAGCAAUACGUUGUAUAUGCACGAAGAUGGUUCAUUCUUUUAGUUAUUGUCAUUUUGAAUUUAUCAAAUGCUAUGACAUGGAUUACAUUUUCCCCAAUAGCUGACCUCACCAGUACAUAUUAUGAUGUGAAUGCAUUCAAAGUAAAUAUACUAUCCCUCAUCUUCAUGGUGGCAUCUGUCCCUUUUGGUUUCACUGCCUCCUGGGUUCUAGACACUUAUGGACUGCGUACCAGUAUACUAUUGUCAGCCUGGUUGAAUGGCAUUGGAAAUCUUUUGAGAAAUGUGAGUACAUUUGGAGGUAUACCAGGUGACCUAAGGUUUUGGAUCCUGCUGGCGGGACAGACUUUAGCAGCCAUUUCUCAACCUUUUGUGAUGUUUGCACCAACCAAACUGGCGGCUAUGUGGUUUAUGGACUCUCAAAGAGCAACUGCAAACAUGCUGGCCUCCAUGGCUAACCCACUAGGAAUAUUAGCAGCUAACUUGAUAGCACCUGCAAUGGUCAAUGGAUGCAACUCCGAGGAACUUCCCAGAGCUCUCUGGGUAAUAUCCUCGCCAGCAUUUUUGGUAGUUAUCUUGGCUACUUUUGGAGUGUGUUCCUCCGUCCCUCCCACCCCUCCUACAGCCAGUGCAGAGGAGGAUUCAGAACCAUUUAAGGAGGGGCUCAAAAAGAUUGUGAAGAGCAGAAACUACUGGGUGUUGUGUCUUAGUUUUGGCACAGGAUUAGCAGUAUUCUCAGCGGUGACAUCAUUCCUGGACCAAGUCUUGUGUCCAAGAGGUUAUUCUAAUGACUUUGCUGGAUUGUGUGGAGCUCUGAUGAUUGUAGGUGGGGUAGUGGGGGCCAUUGUUGCAGGGAUAUACGUCGACAAAACCAAACGAUUUGAAGAAGUGGUCAAGGUGUCUUAUGCAAUAGCAGUAGUAUUUGGAGUUGGAUUUUUUGAGAUGGCCAGAUAUAAAGAUCAAGAAAUACUUAUAGCAGUGAUGGUGACUGCAUUUGGAACUUUUGCUUUUGCCAUGUAUCCAAUAUCUAUGGAAUUAGCAGUAGAAAUUACCUACCCUGUUGCGGAAGCAACAAGCUCAGGUCUUUUAAUUGUGUCAGGACAAAUCCAGGGGAUCAUUAUUAUUCUGGUGACCCAGUUACUGACCCAGCCUCUUUCUGAUUCCCAGUUAGCUGACUCAGCAUGUGCACAAGGAUCUGGUUGCAGUAGUAGUACAUCAGAUUCCUUCACACCUCAAGACUGGACAGUUCCAGGACUUUUUAUGAAUGCCUUAACUGCGGUAGCUGCUUGUUCUGUGAUUUUAUUUAUGAAGGGAGACUACAAAAGACUGAAGGCAGAAAAACAGUUAAAUGCUCAGCGAGUCUUGAACCAGAGCUUAAGUAAUGUAAUAGAUGUCACCCUGGACGUCCACACGGGGGAAAAUGUGACAUAAGUGUCCACUUGCUUUAUAAUUUCAAAUUUUCAGGAGAAAUAAAUCAGGGAUGAUUUGGAAUAGUGCUAUGUGAUGCAUGAUGAAACUGUGCAGUUACACCAAAAGAUGUAGUUUUUGUGAUCAGAUUAUUUUCUUUGAAUCAAAGGAAUAUGUCAUUUAUAGAAUUUUACCAAUUCUUAUAUCUUUUGUAAUGUUAUCUAGAUAAUUUGUUUUUUUAGUUUGAGAUGUACAUGUGCAUGUGUAUAGUACCAAUUUAAAUUUUGAGACCUUUUUUCGAAAAACAAAUGCUGAUUUACUCAACGUAUAUAAAAGGCUACAUGUGUUGGGGAGGGGGGUGAAUGUUAACUGAUACUUGAAAAAAAGUAGGUUUCUGUACACAGUGUAGACAAGGUCUAUGCGGUAGACAUGUUCGAGAGUAAA